Molecule: messenger RNA, 1754 nt
Organism: Engraulis encrasicolus (European anchovy)
Lineage: Eukaryota; Metazoa; Chordata; Actinopteri; Clupeiformes; Engraulidae
Product: tumor necrosis factor receptor superfamily member 14-like
Exons: 12
Coding region: 322-1590 (422 amino acids)
Biological process (GO): positive regulation of peptidyl-tyrosine phosphorylation; positive regulation of T cell migration; negative regulation of alpha-beta T cell proliferation
Cellular component (GO): external side of plasma membrane
Molecular function (GO): protein binding
Source: RefSeq, a predicted model, not a curated record
UGAAGAAAACGACGCUCCGCAAGUAAACACACACACGCUUGAUAAGAUGCGCACAGCGCUUUCAAUGAGUUUUGUCAGACAUGCUGAUUUAUUGUCGGUGGUGGUCAAGAGGACUGGAUCACUUCAUUGGCCAAAGACAAAUAGGCCUAGAAUACAGCCAUUAUAUACUAGAAAAGUAGAAACAGAGUAAACUAUUUUGAGGAACGCUGGAUAGUAAAUCAACAACAAUACAGUCAGAUCAAAUCAUUGAAUAUGUAAACAGAAUUAUUAAGCAAACUGUGUGUAGGCCUAAUAUUGAUAGACAGGGUAUUGGCUGACGCGAUGUUCUACAGCAUUACUUACAGACUGAUUAUUAUAGCGAGCAUUGUGCAUUGUACUGGCUACUCUGUAGUAUGUGGUAAAGCUGAAUACUACUCUGGGGAAGGAUGCUGCCCAGUCUGCUCUGCUGGAUACCAUGUUCGGAAGCACUGCACGGAGUACACCAGUACAACUUGUGCCCCCUGCCCUCCGGCCACUUUCACUGAUCAUCCCAAUGGCCUUAGUAGCUGUAGUUCUUGCAGAGUUUGUGAUAACAGUGCUGGUCUAAGCCUUAAGACAGAGUGCAUCUCCACCUCAGACACACUCUGUGAGCCUCUGGAAGGACACUACUGCACUGACCCAAUCAAAGAUGGCUGCCAAGGAGCUGUGGAACACACAAAAUGCUCUCCGGGACAAUACAUCAAAGAAAAGGGUACUUCAUCCUCCGAUAGUGUGUGUGGUGACUGUGGUAACAACACAUACUCAGACGGAACUUUCACGUCCUGCAGACCACACACAAAGUGUGAGGCGUUGGGUAAGGAGGUUAUUCAAGAGGCAACAUUGUCCUCAGAUGCCCAAUGUGGCACCAAGCAGGACUACACUGUGGCCAUCAUAGUAGGAGUGAUGAUGGCGGUGUUGCUGGCGGUGGUGAUACUGGUGAUGUUCCUUCGUAGGAAGAGACGGCGAGAAAGAGAGGAGUUUCCAGAUUUUCAACUCACCCCUACAGCAUUGUUGCUGCCGUUUCCUGUACUGCUGCUGAGUAUCAAUCUGUUAUGCCCAGGUGCUGGUCUUAGCCUGAAGAGCGAGUGCAAACCUUUCUCAGACUCAAUCUGUGAGCCCCUGGAAGGACACUACUGCACUGACCCAAUCAAAGACGGCUGCCAAGGAGCUGUGGAACACACAAAAUGCUCUCCGGGACAAUACAUCAAAGAAAAGGGUACUUCAUCCUCCGAUAGUGUGUGUGGUGACUGUGGUAACAACACAUACUCAGACGGAACUUUCACGUCCUGCAGACCACACACAAAGUGUGAGGCGUUGGGUAAGGAGGUUAUUCAAGAGGCAACAUUGUCCUCAGAUGCCCAAUGUGGCACCAAGCAGGACUACACUGUGGCCAUCAUAGUAGGAGUGAUGAUGGCGGUGUUGCUGGCGGUGGUGAUACUGGUGAUGUUCCUUCGUAGGAAGAGACGGCGAGAAAGAGAGGAGUUUCCAGAUUUUCAACUCACCCCUACAACUGCACCCCCUCUCACUCCAGCAAUAGUAUCAUCAAGUUUGCUGAUGACACCACCAUCGUAGGUCUCAUCUCCAAGGGAGAUGAAACUGCAUACCGGGAAGAGGUGCAGCGUCUAUCGGUCUGGUGCAAGGAGAACAACCUGUUCCUAAACAUCACAAAAACAAAGGAGUUGAUAGUGGACUACAGGAGGACAAAGGCUAACAUUCAACCGCUGGUCAUCGAUGGG